Messenger RNA from Oncorhynchus mykiss (rainbow trout), 2286 nucleotides. RefSeq names its product LRP2 binding protein (gene lrp2bp). Lineage: Eukaryota; Metazoa; Chordata; Actinopteri; Salmoniformes; Salmonidae. The record is from RefSeq and is a predicted model, not a curated record. Gene Ontology annotation, molecular function: protein binding.
GUUGCUUAGUAACAGAUUCUAUUGUGUCGUAGCAUAAAGCGCACUGCAGACUUCAUGCACACAAAAUGAACAAACUGCGUGAAAGGCUCUGAGGCAAGGGUAUGAAGUCGGGUUAUAAAAUCGAUGCUCCAAAGAAACACAGCCAAGAAAAGGUGUUUCGUGCCAUCACGGAUGUCUACCGAGAUGAAGGAGGGAAACCGACUUCACACCAAGAGAGCCUUGCCACUCCGGUGGAGAGGGCUGAGAGACUGCUGAAGGGUAGAGCAGAAGGGGGAGACAAGCAGGCCCUUUUCCUGCUGGGACAGCUGUACUAUUAUGAGGGGCGCUAUGAGGAGGCAGAGAGAGUCUUUGAUGGCCUUAAGGACAGCGAUCCCAGAGCCCUCUUCCAGCUAGCUGUCAUGUAUUAUGAUGGCCUGGGCACUGCUAUGGAUCAAGCAAGGGCAGUGGACUACAUGAGGAGAGUUGUCCAGAGGAAUAACCCAGAGGCAGGCUCCAUCAGAUACACUGCUCUGUAUCACAUUGGCAUAGCCUACCUGGAGGGCUAUGGGGUCCAGCAAUCCAAUACAGAAGCAGAAAGUUACUGGCUCCUUGCUGCUGAUGAGGGAAACCCCAGAGCCUGUGUAAAAGCUCAGAGUUCUCUGGGUAUGUUCUACUCUAGACCUGAGACACAGGACCUCAAAAGGGCGUUCUUCUGGCACUCAGAGGCCUGUGGCAAUGGCAGUCUGGAGUCCCAGGGUGCACUGGGGAUCAUGUACUUGUAUGGUCAGGGCAUCCAGCAGGACCCCAAGGCUGCCAUUGAGUGCCUGAAGGAAGCGGCUGAGCGGGGGAAUGUGUACGCCCAGGCCCACCUGGCUGCCUACUACUACCACAGGAAGCUCUACUCCAGAGCAGCAGCCCUUGCCAAAAGGAUUACCAAUUACGAUGACAUUGCUGCCAUCGCCAUGGUCACCGACUGCCUGCCUGAAUACGUAAUUAAGGGCGUGGCCAUUGCUCUUUUCUACUACGCCCGAUGUCUGGAACUGGGAAAGGGGGUUCCUCAGAGCAAGGAGAAGGCCUGGCAAUACUUCACUAAGGUGGGCACACACAUUCAAAUGUAUGUCAAUGUCUGUCUUUUUGGUUGUGUGUCAGACCCCAGUAAAACUAGCUGUCGCCAUUGGCAUCGGCUAACGGGGAUCCUAAUAAAUCAAAUCAAAUUCUGCUUGACCCAUUUGCCUGAAAUAGCAACAUAAGUAUCAGUGAAGGCCAAUUAAGACGAGUAAGAUUUUACCUCUAUUCUGAUUCUCAUACUGGAAACUAUUCUCUUUGACUAGGCUGCUCGGCUAAACCCAGAAGUGUGCCAGGACCUCCAGAGGGACAUCAUCUUUAGCAGAAUGUAGAGAUCCACCAUCAUGACCUUAGUUAGGGAGUCCAGAUAGCAGUCUCCUCUGUUGCUUUGAGAUUACUUGAGUAAAUAUCAGAGCUAAAUGCUUUGUGCUCAGUGUGUGGGUUUGGUAUGGAUAGGAGUAUGGUGAUUGUGUGCCCAGUGUAAGAACUGUUUAAUAACUACAGACUCCACACAUUAGAAUGGUGUUACCGGUACUACUCUGCAUGAACUUGGGGUCCUUGAAUUCAGAUACAAUUUAUAUACAAUUGUAGCAUCCAAAUUCAGAUGGUUUCAAUUUCAUACAAUUCUGAGAAGCUUACAUUGACAAGUGGAUAAAUAACACAAAAAAAUAGUUAACAAGUCAUACAUUUUUCUUUUGCAAUUUAUUGCUUAUAAAUGCUCUAAACAAUUUUUGGGUAAAAAUAAAAUCUAUCAAUAAGUCACAAAUAAAAUUGUCACAAUGACUUUACAUGACAUAUUGCACAAUGAAGCCGUUCUACAAUGAACAUAAUGUAACAUUGGUGGGGAAUGUAUUUGAGGUCGGUAUGCAGCUCGUUUCUUCAUUAUAUGAGCACAACACUCAUCAUUUCACAACUAUUCACAUUUUGGAUCCAUAACAAAGUAAUCAAUCAAUAGCCUGGCUUUCUGCAACAGACCUUGGCAGUGGGACUGAUUUGUCAUUUUCAGCUACUGAACAAAACAAAGAAAUGUAAGGUAGUAACAGGAACAGAAGCUUGUCUCCCUAGUUUGAGCACUACAUAAUCAAAUGGAUUCAGAUAAAAGUACCGCAGAACAACAGAAAAGACAUCAUCCAUUCAGUUUAAUCUCAUUGUUUACUGUACCAUGCUGGAACAUUACAGUACCUCUGUGUUGAUGUUACAUUUCUCUUCAUGAUCUAUCUGUUGAGUUAAAAUAAAAAAAAA